AUGCCUCAGCUGCUGCGCUCUGGGCCAUCUGUCGUGAAGACGAGGCAGGGGAGCGUGCUUUCUCGUGGGUUUAUUCUCAAGACGGAUUACUGGCCAUCCGGCCGGGCCCUAGAUCUCGAGUUGACCAUUCACGGAGCACCCAACUUUCGGGCACCGAAAGAUGGUAAUCUGAAUGUCUUUGGUGUCGCACAGCCUCGGACGCAGGGUCUCAGAGGUAUCUUAUCGGUACUGAGGUGUCGACCCAAUAUCUCAAAUCCGACUCAUGUCAUCUGGUUUUCGACUCGUGAAGAGCCAGUUGUCUACAUCUCCGGCCGUCCGUUUGUUCUCCGCGACGCUGCAGAGCCCCGAAGAACACUGAAGAUGUCCGAUCGGGCGGAAAAUCUUGAAGCCAUUGAACAGCGUCUGAAGAACGACAUCCUCGUCGAAGCUCAGAAGUAUGGCGGAUUGAUCCUGACCCACAACGAAGUUGCUUCCGAUUCGAGCGACGGUGCUAUCCUACCGACAUGGACGGCUGUCGACAUCGCAAAUGUUAGAACAAUGCGUGAGCUUAUGGAAGGCAUGCGUCGAGACGGCUGGAAUGUAGACGUUGGCAGAAUUCCCAUCUCACCAGACCGUCCUAUCGAGGACAACUAUCUCGACGCGUAUACCCAUGUGAUCAAGAACACAGACCCGCUUAAGACCGCGUUGAUCUUUAAUUGCGGCCAAGGUGCUGUUAGAACAACGUUCGCGAUGGUGGCGGCCUGCAUACUUCGCAGAAAACAGCUCAUCGAACAGGGCUUCGACGAUCCUUUUGCGGGAAAAGUCGGUACUGGACGUUCUGGCGUCAGCACCGUCAGUACUUUGCAUGUAUAUAGACUGGUCCUCGGGUACUCAUUUCCCUUGCAGCCUUCCGGCGGUCAGGUGGCGGACUUUCGUCUGAUACAGUCCCUGGAGCAAGCUACUUUACAGCAAGAGUUGAACAGAUCGUUAUUAAGGAUAACGUUCAUUCUUCAGCAAUGUCUACAGGCAUCGAAUUCACAGUCCGGGAUAGAACUUCUACUGACAAGGCCAGAGUUGCUCAACAGCCUCAGGAAGGCGCAUAUGGGCAACUAUGGCAUAAUUCUCAGCUUGCUCGGUUGUCUCGAGCACGGUCUCAAGGCAAAGAAGCUGGUUGAUAUCGUUGUUGAUUCCUGUGACCAGGUUACGAACUUACGAGAAGACAUCUUCAUGCACCGGAUACGAUACUCAUUAACGUCUAGUAUGGACGAGGGGGAGCGAGAUAUAUUCUUGGACAAGGCGGCCAAAUCCCUAGAGAAAUACUUCUUCAUAAUUGCAUUUGCUAAUUACGUGGAAACAGAGGCCAGCCUUAAGCUAGGCUUUUCCAGCUGGCUGAAGACGAGGACCGAGAUUUGGAACCAAAUCAUGUUCUUGAGGAGAACUCACGGGUCGAAGCUCAACAUUUUCCAGCCUAUCAGCGAUCUUUCAGCGCUGUCUAAGUCCAGUUCUGAAGGUCGCGCACUGGUUGCCGGGCAGAAGAACGACGUCGCCAUUGCGGGAGGUCAAAUUUUGGGCGACGAGUACUCAGACCACGUCGUCAAGAAUCGCAGCGGUAUCAUUCUGCGCGAAGGUACUCUUCUCAAGUCCGACCAGUGGCUCAGGGAGUCUCAGCACGUCUCUGACGGCGUCCGCGGUGCUAUAAACUUCCGCAACAUCCCUGGAACCAAGAUCUACGCCCUUGGCCAGCCGACACUGGAGGCUAUCGACGAAGUCGUAAAGCGGGUUAAAGACGCGAACCCGUCGGACGAACAGAUUCUCUGGAUUACCCUCAGAGAAGAGCCAAUCGUAUACAUUAACGGCGCUCCGUAUUGUCUACGGAGGGAGAGGUUCACUCUUCGUAACAUGAAAGACUACGGUGGUAUCUCGGCUUCUCGCCUCGAGGUCCUCGAGGAAAGGUUGCGUGACGACGUGACUGCCGAAUUGACAUCCUUUGGCGGAAGGCUAUUAUUGCACACUGAGACCCGCGAUGGCAACGUCAUUCCAGUCUGGGAGGAAGCCGACACGGAUAGCGUCUCGGGCUUGAAAGACAUUAUGGCAUCUCGCAAGGAUGUUGGCGGGGCUGAGCUCAAAUACGCCCGGGUGCCUAUCACGGCGGAACGUCCCCCAGAUUUCUCGGACCUCACUGAUUUGAUCGACGUUGCUGUUCGUCAUCCCAACGCACCGAUAGUUGUCAACUGCCAGCUUGGUCGCGGUCGGAGCACUAUGGCGGCUAUUAUCCUGAUACUCAUCCAGAAGUGGCUCGAGGAUGCUAGCCGUAUCGUGGCGCCCAGCACCCCUUGUCUGACUCGCACACUAACGGCGACGUCUUUGAACGAGAGUACUGAGCUCGCCCGUCCAGACCGUCAUUCUUAUCAAACCAUCAACAACCUUCUCCGCGUAAUUCGCAAGGGCCCCACGGUCAAGAAAGCAGUCGAUGACGCAAUUGACCAAUGCUCAGAGGUCAUGAACUUACGCGACUCGAUCGAGGAAGCUCGCAACAGGGCAGAGCAAGCUUCUGACGAGAGACAGAAGCGCUACCAUGCUCAGCGGGGAUUACACAAUUUGCGGAGAUAUUUCGAGUUGAUCGUCUUCCAAGCAUAUCUGCAAACCAUUGAACCUGACACCAUCAAGUCUCUACCCAGUAUCGAAACUUUCGUCAAUGAUCGACCAGUCAUCAAGACGUUUGAGAAAGAGCUCAUGGCUGAAGGUAUCCACGCCUUGAAGCCUCUGGAACGAGUUGACGUUCGUGAAGGCAUGCCAUUGCCGGACGAAGUCAAGCAAGUGGUGGCCAACCGCACUGGCACCAUCCUGUCCGCUUCGACCAUCCUGAAGAGUGACUUCUUCUCCAACUUACAGAAGAUGAGCUUGCCAGAGCGCAUUGAUGGCUCGCCCAACUUCCGUCGCGUACCUUUGAUCUUGCGCCGAAUACACUCGGGCACUGCUUCUCCGUCUGAACAGCCACAGUUUGUGUCCUCAAACGAAGAUGACAAAUGGGUCUGUGGCAGUGGCAUGCCUACGGUUCAGGGACUACGCAGGGCCCUAACACGGGUUGAUGCAGGCCCUGACGGUCGUAAUGUGGUCUACUGGACGUCACUGCGUGAAGAACCAGUCAUUUAUGUCGCGGGAAGGCCUCAUGUCCUUCGUCUUCUGGACAAGCCCUUGGAGAACGUCGAAGCUACUGGUGUUACCACUGAAGUUGUUGAGAGGAUGGAAGAGAACUUCAAGAGGGACGUUCUUCGUGAAGUGCGUGCAGGCGGUGGGCGCAUUCUUCUCCACGAUGAGGUCGAAGAGCGGCCCGGUGUCUUUGCAAUCAUCCCGAUCUGGGAGGAAGUCUCAGAGGAGGACAUCAUGACGCCAAGGAAUGUCUUCGAGCUCAUGGUUAAAGAAGGAUACCGCGUCGACUAUGAUCGCGUAGCUGUGACCGAUGAACAGGCUCCUCUGCCGGAUGCGCUUCAGCGACUUCUCGAGCGCAUCCAAAGAGGUAUUGAUGCCGCUGGCGACUUCAUCUUCAACUGCCAGAUGGGCAGAGGGCGCACCACAACUGGCAUGGUCACGGCGUGUCUUAUUGCUACCACAUCGAAAUGGGACAAGUGCGAUGAUCCUCCGUCCCCAGAAGACGCCGAAAACGGAGAGAUUUACGACUCCAUGGACGGCUACUCCGAGGAGGAGGCUUACCUCCAAGGAGAGUAUAAGACUAUUCUCCAGCUCGUCGGCGUGCUCUCGCACGGCAAGCUUGCCAAACGCUUGACUGACCAAGCUAUCGACCUCAUGCAAGAUGUUCAAAACCUGCGUAAGGCUAUCUACGACUAUAAGCUGAAGGUAGAUGCAGCGGAGAAAGGCAGCACGAAACAACGCAAGCUCCUCAAUGUCGGCAUUAACUAUCUGUACCGCUACGGAACACUCAUUAUGUUCGCCAACUACCUCAUCGAGAUGAGAGAGCGCGAAGACGGGCCUGAGGUCUCUUUCUCCGACUGGCUCCACGAGCACCGGGAAAUCACCCGUCUGUUGAGCAGACGAUCCCUUGACUAA
Phanerochaete carnosa HHB-10118-sp is the source of this 4044-nucleotide messenger RNA. RefSeq lists its product as uncharacterized. Bases 1 to 4044 code for a protein of 1347 amino acids. NCBI's taxonomy places the organism in Eukaryota, Fungi, Basidiomycota, Agaricomycetes, Polyporales, Phanerochaetaceae. The record is from RefSeq and is a predicted model, not a curated record. The transcript has 24 exons.